CAUUAUAUUUUGUCUUAAAACUAAAUAUUUACUAAAACACCUUCAUAAAAGUUCAAAAGAACCAAAAUUUUUGUACAAUGUUGUAAACCAUAUAUUCCUCUAUCUUAUAAUCGAAUACCUAAUGAAGGAGCGAAAGAAAUUCGCCAAACUUGUUUUAGAUCUUCAGCAUGAAAAGAAAAACGAAAAUAAAGUAGAGAUAGUGGCAAAAAAAAGGUCAAAUGUGAAUGUCGAAGAUGCUCAAAAACAUGAAGAUCAAAGUUUUUUUAAAUCAUACAUUGAACUCUGUUGUGAGAAUGCGAUUUUAAGGUCAUCUCUAGAGAAAUUAGAUAAAGAGAAGAAAAUUAUUGAAAACAAUUUAUUAAAUAUUAUUACUCAGUAGCAACAAUUUUACUGAGUAAUAACAAUGCACAAUGAUCUGAAAGUUUAUUGCAGCAAGUUUAUAGUAUGUACCAAAGAUGACCUGUUUAAAGAAGAUAUGAAGCUAGAGGUGCAACAAUUUCUGGCCAAAUCUCAGAAGACGACGUUCCAUUCGGAUACUAGUUAUAGUAUAAACUGCAUAAGUAAAAAUAGUUUCUUAAAUGGACUUAGUUCGAGAUCUAUAAUAUAUGAAUACACUGAAAAUUAAUGACUUAUGGCUUUCGGUGUAUCGCAUCAUACGGCAUAUUAUUACUUGUAUUAAAAAAAAAGGCUAUUUAAUCUGUAAAGUUAAGAGUCUGUGGGUGAAGAAAAUAACAUUACUAAGUUGUCACUUGUCAAACUAUUUAAAACAUAACCUAAAACUAUCUCCAUACUCUCUCUUUACCUAAAACAUAACCAUGCAUCGAGUAUUUUGAUUUUUGAAGGAGUUUUUGUUGGUUAUUUACAUAUUUUAUUUGUUCAAUAACACAAAAAUACUCAAAGUCACUUUAGUUUAUCAUCGAAGAAAAUCUGGAACACAAGAGAAUUCAGAAAAUUUCAUGAAUACCCUCAAUUGCGAAUUCGGUCAUAAAAUUUAACGUCACAAGAUUUAAAUAAUAUGUCAUCAGAAUUGAAAACAAUUGAAGCAAAUGAUAUUUCUUGGAAGAAAAUAGAAAAUGAAGGACUGGACUUGGACUACGCAGUUCCCAUCGCAAGAUCUGUUGCAAAUCGUAUAUUGAAGGAACUUAACGAAAACUUAGAAUAUUUUACAGGUGAUUUGGCAAAAAUUAAGGUUUUCGGUAAAGUAUACCCAUUGCCGCGGCAGCAGGUCGCAUACGGCGAUCCCGGCAUCACUUACACAUACUCCGGGCUGAAGGUGCCGGCGCUACCCUGGCCUGCGGUCGUACUGGAGCUACGAGACUUCCUUCAUAAGAUGACGGGCAUAAAAUACGAUUUCGUACUAGUCAAUAAAUAUAGAAAUGGCAAGGACCACAUGGGUGAACACAGGGAUAACGAGCCCGAUCUCGAUACAAACUAUCCUAUUGCGUCCAUAUCAUUCGGGGAGGAGAGGCCGUUUGUGUUGAAGCACAAAGACGCACGAAAACCUGGACCUAACAAAAGACAAAUUCCAUCAGUUACCGUUAAAUUAGAACAUGGAAGUGUUCUUUUAAUGAACCCCCCGACGAACGAUAUUUGGUACCACUCGUUGCCGGCGAGAAAGAAGCUUUUGGGAGCUCGUAUAAACCUUACUUUUAGAAAAAUGAAUACUAAAAACUCAUUUGUUUGUAGCUAAUAAAUUAGAUUUUAAUGUUA
This is a messenger RNA of Aricia agestis (brown argus), 1710 nucleotides long. RefSeq names its product DNA oxidative demethylase ALKBH2-like. Gene Ontology annotation, biological process: DNA repair. The record is from RefSeq and is a predicted model, not a curated record. NCBI's taxonomy places the organism in Eukaryota, Metazoa, Arthropoda, Insecta, Lepidoptera, Lycaenidae. The transcript is spliced from 4 exons. Bases 1016 to 1690 code for a protein of 224 amino acids.